Messenger RNA from Symbiodinium natans, 795 nucleotides. The record is from the annotation of a GenBank genome assembly. NCBI's taxonomy places the organism in Eukaryota, Dinophyceae, Suessiales, Symbiodiniaceae.
AUGUACGGCGCGGACGUCACGCACAAUUACUUGACUCCAAACGGUUUCCCACGUGGGCUCGACAAACAGUACUUUGAUCCGUCCAAUUUCGGGCGCCUGACCGGCGAGGAGAAAGAUCUGGCUUGCAACAUCCCGUUCUCGCAGAUGCAAAUCUUGGUGCCCAUCUUGUUCAUCUGGACCCUGACAAUUGUGGCGGACCUGCGACGCUGUGGAGAUUUGUUUGUUCGUCUCAUUCUGGCCACGCCAACCAUCACCAGCAUGAAGGACUCUGUGGUCGAGGGUGAUGGGGAAUGCGAGAUCAUCGUUGGCUUAACGAAAGAAGUCAAGGCCAUGCUCCUUUCCACAUGUAUGAUCCCACGUUGGGUCAUUGAUGUCUAUUUACUUUGGCUCGGGUGCCGCUGGUUAUCUGCCACACCGAAUUUUGGAGACUUGCUGCUCAACUCAGUUGCCUUGGAGUUCAUCGUGCUUCUGAAGGAUACGCUCUUCAUCGGUGUGGUCCCAGAUCGCAACAAGCGAGCCACGCAGAACACACUGAUCCAACCAUGGCAGAAGCGUGAACCUGCAAACUACCGAGUCUUCCUAUCAGCCUUUGUCCUCGUCCUCGUGUCUUUCUCGUGGGUCUACUACUACAUCUAUCGCUUCCAGGCUGUGCUGCCAGAUUACAAGUGGGAUGUUCACGAGGUGGGCUUCCCGCUUUCUUCGUGGUCCUUGCGAGAUGGCAGUUUGAAGUUCAUAAGUAAAAAGACACAGCAGCACGACAGGGCAGGGCAGAAAAGUGUAUGUUCAGCACAUUAG